AAGCUGGGCUCGAUGAACUUUUAUUGGACCAGCGCGAUAACUCACGACUCGCUGUAUGUGACACUUUCCUCACAUAUCUCAUUGCAUUUCAACAUGCAUUCUAGGCUGAUGUUACACAACGACCAGUCCAUCAGCUAAUCAAGGUCUCCAAUCGGGUACCCCAAGGGUUUUUCCAUGGCACACCCACAUCAUGCUCACUCUUCUGCACGACUCGAUCCCCACGAUACGCCAUCGCCACCCAGCAUUUUUCACUGGGUUCGAAACAUUUUCUCUGACAGACCCAGCGGUGCAGAGAUCGAGCUGCGUGAGCGUCCCUCACCAGUCGUCGAUGCUCCAUAUGCCAAGGGCAAACGCAGGAACGCGUCAGCACGAGAAAAACGGAUGGUGAUAAUUCCAUUGAAACCCAAGAACCCUGCUGCAAGCACCUCACACCCUCCCAAUAGCAACGUCACACAAUCCAGUGGCGUGGCUCAGCCUCAGUCAUCUCCCCAACCACAGGCUGCCGUCUCCACCACCACCUCACCUCUCGCCGUCUUUAAUACAGCUUCGAAAACUAAUCCUGAUGUAAUGAUAAGACGUGCUGGACGCUGGACGCGCUUCUGGCUCUUUAUCUGUUGUACCUCUACAGAGUAUACCGACGGCCAUCACUAACCUAUCAUUUACAAAGAUUUCAUUUGGCCACUAUGCCAUUCAUUUCAUCCCUCGAGUGCAGGCAUAAAGUCGUUUCUUAUAUACCCAUGCACUAAACCAUUUUCACUAACUAUGUUUUGUUGUACUGCGCAAUUGCAUUCGCUUGUGGAGUCCUUUACAUAAAUUAGAAUAGUAUUGCAAGGUAAUCAAGUCUUUGCUCUGGAAG
Suillus subalutaceus is the source of this 856-nucleotide messenger RNA. RefSeq lists its product as uncharacterized. The transcript has 3 exons. NCBI's taxonomy places the organism in Eukaryota, Fungi, Basidiomycota, Agaricomycetes, Boletales, Suillaceae. The coding region runs from base 175 to 651 and encodes 158 amino acids. The record is from RefSeq and is a predicted model, not a curated record.